GUAUAGUUGUUAUACUGUCAGUGAAUGGUCUUUUGCGUAGAGGAAGACAACACGUGCGCGCUCCCAACGUGUAUUUUAGGUCAGUUCUGUUUUUGGUUCGAUUUCGGUUGUUUUUCACACCAUAUUGUGCGAGACAUCAGUUGAAAAAUUAUGGAAAGUGAGCAGCCAACGGCUGGAAAAUCCACUACUUCAGUUGAAGACCCACAAACUAUCGCAACCCCCAUUGAAACGGGCAAACAUAACGUCAUGGAAGGAGACCUAUCAACAGAUAAGGUGCAAACAACACCCACAGGAACCACAAAUGCAGUCGUAGUACCAGCGGAAAUGGAGCAACAAGUGGUGAAUUCGUCAGCCAAUGAGUCAACCCAAGUCAACGCAUCGAUUUCUGUUCAAGAAAAGGUUCCCGAUUCAAAUGAAUGUCUUGCAAAGGACCAACAGGUUGCAGAAAAUCCUAUGGCAGAGCGGGCAUCCCCUCUAGAAAUGGAGUGUGAAGAAUCUGCAGUGGGGGAAACCGCUUCAUCAACAGGGGCGGAGUCCCAGAAUGCUACGACACUUGCUCCGGGCACUGUAAAUGUACCCAACCAAGCAGUUCCACAAGUCCAGCCCGCUCCCGAGGCUAACCAAGAUCCUCAACCAACCGGCCUUAGUCUUCUGGCCGCCUACAGCUCCGAUGCUGAUGACUCGGAUGUCGAGGAAGUCACCCCCGCACACGAUAGCGACAACGAAGUAGUCGAAGUUCCAGUGACGGACACUGCCUCUUCCACCGCCUAUCGUCCAGUGGUGGCUGUUAGCUCGGGCAGCGAAAGCUCCGAAAGCAGCAGCAGCAGUGACUCCGAAUCGGGCUCGGAAGGAGAGUACCUGACUGUGCUUCGCAAGAAAAUAGACAAGAGGAUCAACACCGUGGACUGCGAUGAGGAUGACGAGGAUUUCGACGAAGAUGGAGCCACAGGGGAUAGAGCUCGCCGUCGCCAGCCGCCAAAGGUACGGGGUGAAAUGCUCCUGGAUGAGCUGCCCCCAAUCCAUCAACUGGAGAUCACUGUACCCGAGGAUGAGUGCGUUGAACUGGGCAAGGUUCAGUCCAUCGUGGAUCAGCUCGUUUUGGUUUCCGUGCUGCCGAAUUCCAUGCUGUUCGAUCUAGACACUGUCUUGUUUUUGGAGAAGGGUCGCAAGGUCCUAGGCGAGGUUUUCGAUGUGUUGGGUCAGGUGGCGGAUCCACUGUACUGCGUUCGAUUCAACAGUAACCAACAGAUCCUGGACAGGGGCAUCAAAGUUGGAGAUGUCGUGUACUGUGCUCCGAAAACCGAACACACCCAGUUUGUGAUUCUCUCCAAGCUAAUGCAAGUGCGAGGUUCAGAUGCUUCGUGGGAGCACGACGUGGAACCACCUUCCCGCUACAUAGACUACUCCGAUGAUGACGAGGAAAGAGAGGCUAGGCAGGAGCAGCGAAAACGCCGCCAAAGGGAUCGGACGAACUCUACAGACUCGGUGGAUACAGUAACCUCGGUGGCAACAACGGCCACGGAGGCCUCCUCAGUGGCUCCUCCACCCCGCCAGCGCGGACGUCGCGGGCAGAGGGAGAGCUUCAGACAGAGUCAGAGACCCACCAUGUCGCAGAACAACCACAACCAGCCUCGAGAUCAGCAGUACAACUACCAUCCCAGCUACAAUCCGGGAAGCUGGCACUCAAACUACUAUCCGAACUACCAUCAGGCAGCGGCCAACUACAACAUGCCGCCGCAGCAGCCUGGCAUGCACUUCCCAGUACCCAAUUAUGGCUAUGGAAUGCCCUACGCCAUGCCACCGAUGUACCCUCACAUGUACCCGCCACCACCGCCCUUCGCCCCGCCUCCACCGAACAACCAGCCGCAUCAGGGACAACCGCCACCCAGCUAGAGAUAGUGACGGGAAUUCAGUGAAUUAUUUUUAUUAUUCCAAUAAAAAAUCUCCUUAUUCA
This is a messenger RNA of Drosophila biarmipes, 1954 nucleotides long. RefSeq names its product H/ACA ribonucleoprotein complex non-core subunit NAF1. Gene Ontology annotation, cellular component: sno(s)RNA-containing ribonucleoprotein complex. Gene Ontology annotation, biological process: ribosome biogenesis; pseudouridine synthesis; box H/ACA snoRNP assembly. Gene Ontology annotation, molecular function: RNA binding. The transcript is spliced from 2 exons. Bases 151 to 1893 code for a protein of 580 amino acids. The record is from RefSeq and is a predicted model, not a curated record. NCBI's taxonomy places the organism in Eukaryota, Metazoa, Arthropoda, Insecta, Diptera, Drosophilidae.